UUGGAUUUUAAAGUUUGAACUUUUUUGUUAAUCGUGAGGAUCAUCCAGAAGAAUUUUGUGGAUAUCCAGAUUUUUUUUUUUCCUUUUUUUUUUUUUUUUAUCCCCAGUCUGAGGGGUUUACUUUGGGUUUGACCCUUUGACUGUCUACAUUUGUGUGGCUUUUUGUCUGGAUGCCCCAGGAUUACCCACAGGCUGCAGUUCCUUCUCGGGCCUGCAGGGCGGCAGCAGAGACGAACGGCCGGCCGCUGGACAGGCAGACCGUCGGGAUGAGUGACUUCUGGCAUAAGAUGGGCUGCUGUGUGGUAGCCAAACCCCCUCCGAAGAAAAAGAGGAGGAAGAUCGACCGCAGCAUGAUCGGAGAGCCAACAAACUUCAUCCACCUCACGCAUAUCGGCUCUUCAGAGAUGGGAGAUGGUUUGCAGCCGUCAGGGUCUGUUCAAGAGCAGAUGAGGUCCAAAGGCCCGAACAUGAACUGCAGAAACAGCCUGUUAUAGCCGGAUUGUAUUAAAUUGACUCUGACCAGCUGACUGACCUCCUCCGCACUCUAAACCUCUGAGCCUGUCCUCCAACACCCCGCUGAUGGCUUCACCCACCUCACUGACGACUGUUAAAGUGUCGCUCAACAAAUGUUGCACCCUUUGUGACCUUCACUUCAAAUUGUCUAAACAAAUGUUAAAAAAAAAUAUUUUUAUAUAUAUAUAUAUUUCUUUUUCACUCUGGUCCAAUCUGAAACUAGCAAGCCAAACGAGAACGAUACAGAUGUCUUCUGAAGUGAUCCUGUUUAAUCCAGGAUCUCAGAUUCCUACAGCUGUCUUCACUGUUAGAUUAUAAAAGUAAAAAUUCCCUGUAAAGACUUAGAGAUGUUAAUUCCUGAAAAUAUCUCCCAUCAGUAUUAAUUAGACAAAGAGCUGGCACCACCUGGUCCAGUAUACUUUACUGCAGUACUGUAAACUGAGUUACCGUAAAAUGAAAAUCUGAUUUGUACUAUAAGAAGAGGAUUUAAAUGCAUGUAUUAGAAUGCUUUGCUUCUUGGAAGCUUCUCGGAUGGAUCUUCAUUUUCGGAUGUUUUAUUCUGCUUAACUCAGCAUCCCGCCUCUGUGUUUGGUUUUUUUCCUUCUGUUCCCUAACUAUUUAACUUCACUGGGUGUCUCAUGGCAUCGUUGGAUUUUAUUUCCCAGAAUGCUUCACUUUGGCCAUCCCCUGCUGCUGGUGCUCAAUGAUGACAGAGGCUUAUUUUAAGAAGACAGGAAAGUCCCAUGAAUCCUGCUACACUGGACUGGAGUGUGUGUGUGUUGAGGGGGGGCGUGGUGUGUGAGUGUAAAUUUUAAAAUCUGAACUGUGUGGGGGAACUUCAGUAAUUUUAUAAGUAGACAUUUAUGGUAAGUCCUUGGCCUUUCUUUUUAAAGAACCCGGUUUGAGGUCAUGGGACUGCAUUAUGUCAGCAGAGGUCCUAAAAAAGACAGAAAAGAAGCACAAACAUGUGAAUUUGUGUGUCAUAGUGUUGCCAUUUUAAAUAUACACUUCCCACAUGUCUGCAAGUUCUGUUUUUACCUUUAUUUUACUCUUUAAAAGUUGUUCCCAGUGCUGGCUUGGGAAAUGAAAAGCGUUUUUUUUUAUUUCUAGUGUUUUAAUACAUUUCAUGCUGCAUUUGGUAGAGGAUUUAGAGUUUGUCUGCUUUGCAGUGUGAAUGCUUGACCUGAAAGGAAAGUUAUUUGUAAUUGUAUUAUCUUUUUGGGGGGAUUUACUGUGUAACAUCUUCAGAAUUUAUCCAGCUCAUUUCCUUGGUAUCCUGCUUAUCUUGUUUUGCUUGUUAAUUUUUUUUAUUUUAUUUUUGAGAUUUAAAUCUAUAUUUGGAUAAAGUCAAAGGUUCUGUGUUUCAGUUUUUUGAGCAAAAGAUUUUAAAAACGUAUAGAUAUUGUGGAACUGAGUAAUAUUUUAAAAACCGCUGAGCUUUGAUAUUUACAUUAGAUAAUUUUUUUUAAAAAGAAAGUCUAUAAAAUUUGUUUAGGUUAUUUUUUAUUUUUCUUUCUUUCUUUUUUUUUUUUUUUUUUUUUGGUUGAUUUGAUUUUAAUUCCAGCACUUUUUAAGAAAUAAAUCUUGUGCAGUGCCAAAUAACUGUAUAGACCCUUUGGAGCAAGUAUUUUUUGAAUAAUUCAACUUCUAAUGUAAAUACUUUAUUUUAUACUUUUGAAUUUGUACCUACUGUACAUUACGUUCCAAAUUGAUCAUCAGUGAGCUAUGUAACACACCAUAAAAACACUGAGAACAAGAAAAUAUGUAUAUGUCCACUGAUUUUUAUGUCUCUAAAUUUGUUACAUUAUCAAAUUAUUAAAUAUUCAGAUAUUUAACAGGGAUGAAAGUGCAGACUUGUGUUGUAAAUUACAUAUUUGGUAUUUUUUUGUUUCUUAUCCAACAAUCUUUUGAUUAAGCCAAGCAGAUAUGUCAAAGUAAACAUUUUAUAAUGAUAAUUCUAUUUUAAAGAAGUAGUGAGAAAAAACUGUUCUAAUAUUUUUUUGCAAUUAAAUUAUAUUGAAAUUGAAAAAUACACUGAAGCUAAUGAUAGCAACGCAGCAUAUGUUUGCUAUCGAAAAUUGGUGGUUUUUCUUCCCCUGUAAAGAAUUGUUUUAAAAGUACAGGAAAAAUUAGGUAAAAUUUUAAUAAUUUUAAUAAUUAAUCGUUGGUGCAAAUUUUACAUUUGAGAACCAUGAACAUAUGAAAAGUAACUGCUAAUAGGAAAUGAAAAAAGAAUAUUUAGAGAAGGAUGAACCUAUUAAAGAACGUUUAAACAGUAGAAAUGCUUAAAAAAAUGACAGGUGCAUUACUAAAGGAUUACAGAAAUAAAAGAAUAAUACCGCUAAACAGUCAAUUAUUUCUCCAUUUGAGCAAAAGAUAGCAUUAGCACUUCAGUGGAACUGCUAAUGAACAUUUUGUGGUUUCAAUAUUUGCACCUUUUCGCUUAAUGUAUUCACUUUUCUAAAGAAAUAUGGGCCGAUCUACAGAGGGUGUUUGAUAAUUUCAUAUUAAUAUGCUGAGAUGCAGCACAGCUAGUUGUUAGGGGCGGUACACCUGACUUUUUUUCUGGUAUUGCAUUUUACCACAUGACAAAUGCGCUUUGCCUCUCUGAAACUGAAUUUCUGUUUAAUGCUUAUCAUCCCUGUUCUCAUAUCGGCUUAAAUUUCAACUCCAAUGUUCAGUGAAAUAUACUUUUAAAACAGAAACUUUUUCUUCAGUGGGAACAAAGAUAAUCAGUUAAAUGCAGCUAAAGCAAACCCUGAUUUGAAUUUAAACUAUUUUGCCCAGUUGAGCUUCUGGAUGUAUGAAAACAAUGUUAAUCUAAACUGUCAACCUGUGCAUUUACACCAAUUAAAAAACAGAUCAGUUGUGAGACCAUUUACAAUGAUGUGAUAUUUUUGAAGGGUUUCUGUCAGGUUUCCUUAAAGCCCAGAAGCAGAGCUGGAAGUAAAGUUAUAUUCAAAGAUAAACCUAAACAUGUCCUGUUUAAUUUGAAACCUUUCCUCCUAGUAUCACUUGAAUAUUUGAAUGUUGGAGGGAUCAAAUGUUUAAAUUACAUUUGUAUAAUAGGUUCUAUUGCAUUAAUGAUGACGAUGCUUCCUCACACUUCAUUAGAUAAGGCAAGGCAAAUUUAUUUGUAUUCCACAAUUCAGUACAAAGACAAUGCAAAGUGCUUUACAUGAUUAAAAUAUAGGAAAAUAAAACAAAAUCAAAGCAAGUAGGGGAAAAAAUAAAAAAAAUAAAAUAAAAAAAAUGUAGAAACAAAAAAAAAACAAUAAAAAACAGUUGGACUAAAGAGAAUAAAAAAGUUGAACUAAUGUUAUGAAAUACAUUAGGGUCUGGUUCUUUGGCUAUUACCCAAAAACUGUAUAUCAAUGUUUCUACUAAGCAAACUAAUAGACAUCAUUGGACAUGUUUUCUUUGCUAUUACAUAAAACAGGGAUGUUCAGAUUCAUUCCCGCUUGCAUUAAAGCUGAUGUGAGUGCUGCAGCACAGUUAGCUGCUAUAUAUUGUAAUUUUCUGCAGUUUUUGGACAAUAUGCUGGAAUUCUUUUAGAAUUAGAUUCUUUUUUAUUUUGAUUUAAACACAUGGGAGCCAUUAAGUCGCAUAAUAAGUGGUUGCUUACUAGUAAAAUUGGUGUCUCCGAGAGUAUUAUUUAAAUUUUUCAUGAGUGUUGAAAUUCUUUGAAUUCUGAGUUGAAAUAAGAACCAAAGCAAAAAUAAAUGCAUUUGCAUCUAACAAAAUGAAUACUAGACAUACACUUUGGGAAAUCCCAGGGCUGCAUGGAAACAGCUGAGUCAUGGUGUUGCCCUCUUUCUGCUGUAGUCAUAGAGAACAUCCAUUUCCUCCCUGUGGUUAUCAUUAAAGAUGCUGGAAUUUCUGUUUAAGGGAAAAUCAGAGCUGUAGUUUCAGGUCAUAAUACUGUUUAUACGCAAGAGUCUUUUUAUUGUAUUAGUUCAUUAAGGGCUAAUUUAGGCUUUUUAUUGACUACCCAACAAUUCUAAUUAAGAUUUUUUUACUCAAAACUAUGUGUUUUCACUGACUUGGAAGUUUCUAAUAGAUUUUUUUACUGAAAUAUUCAAAGUUCAUGGCUUGGAUGCUCAAAAUUAUGCAAAACAAUAGUUGAGCUACUUGCUUCUGUGUAACAGAGCUUUAUGAACGACUCUGGGCCCAUUUGGACGCUACAUGUUUGAAGACUUUCUAUUCUCCUGGCGUGGAGAUCUAAUGGACAAAAAGUUCUCACAUUUAUGUUGACCUUUUGUCACCUUCUCCGUUUCUUCUCAUCUUUUUUGUGGAAAGUCUAACCUGUUCUCUGGCUGACGAAGUAUAGUUCCUUUUGUUUAUCUCAACCACAGUUUCUCCCUUCCUCUUCCUCAUCCUGCUUGAUUCCCAUCUACGCUUAGAGUCCAACAACACUGGAAAACACUUUUCCUUCAAACUCACCUUAAUGUAGGAGCAAAAAUCCGAUGUCUAUCACUUCUGUGGCAACAUCAACUAUCCCUGUAUUUUUUGUUUUGUAAGGUAGUUCUUUUUCAGUACCUGUGUUAUUUUCUGAAUAUAUGUCACAAACCAUUGCUGUAUUCAUGUAUAAUCUAUAAAAUACUGAUCAGAAAUCUCUAUGUGGAUCUAAGAUUCCAGAACAAAUAUGAAUAAACCUGCUUGUACUCAAUAUAUGUCGAAAGUCGUUCCAGUGACAGUCUGAGAUUUGAGGAACAAACUGAAACAUGUCCUAAUCCUCUUUGAGAUGUGCAGCUGAAAGUCUGAGAUCUGAAAGAGGCAUGGUUUAAAGUUUACAACCCAAUCUGGUGUAGAACAUGAGAUUUCCAUCUGGAUUUAAUGUUUCUUUAUAAACUCAGCAAAGCUUAAUAAACAAUGUGGAACCCAUUAUAACAAAGGUUUUUUUUUAUCUUAAGCUUUAAGAUAAAUUUGUUGGGAUGUGAUGCAAUUGCUGUUUACAAUUUUCAACUGUUGGUUUAGUUUAUCAUCGAUGAGAAAUACAAUUUCCCCCUAAUUGCUUGAAAUGUCUUUGCCUCCAUGUGCAGUGAAAGCAUUUAUUUUUUGUUAUGAGUGGGGGAUUCGUGCGUGACUGAUGAUAAAUGUUUGUGUUUGCAGUUUGGGUUUUGUUAUGUAACCUGAUCCUCCAUGGCAGGAACAGACCUACAGACUGACUCUCUUCUUCUUAUGUAAUAAGUUUCUCAUGGCGGCUGAAUAAAUCUGCUGUUUUCUCCUCGA
Cyprinodon variegatus (sheepshead minnow) is the source of this 5745-nucleotide messenger RNA. RefSeq names its product CDC42 small effector 1 (gene cdc42se1). Bases 171 to 494 code for a protein of 107 amino acids. The transcript has 4 exons. Gene Ontology annotation, cellular component: plasma membrane. Gene Ontology annotation, biological process: regulation of Rho protein signal transduction. Gene Ontology annotation, molecular function: small GTPase binding. NCBI's taxonomy places the organism in Eukaryota, Metazoa, Chordata, Actinopteri, Cyprinodontiformes, Cyprinodontidae. The record is from RefSeq and is a predicted model, not a curated record.